Molecule: messenger RNA, 1763 nt
Organism: Ctenocephalides felis (cat flea)
Lineage: Eukaryota; Metazoa; Arthropoda; Insecta; Siphonaptera; Pulicidae
Product: transcription factor AP-4-like
Biological process (GO): regulation of transcription by RNA polymerase II
Cellular component (GO): nucleus
Molecular function (GO): protein dimerization activity; RNA polymerase II cis-regulatory region sequence-specific DNA binding; DNA-binding transcription factor activity, RNA polymerase II-specific
Source: RefSeq, a predicted model, not a curated record
UAGUUGAGCUGUCAAAACUGUAAUAAAGGUCUAUAUUCAUUGAAAUUAAAAUAAUUCGCAUCUUGUGUGUAAAAAUCGUGACUUAAUAGCGUCUUUCGGCAAUAUUUAUUAAGACCGCCCAAGCGGAGCUAUAUCUCAUACAUAGCGUCAUUCCGGCCUCAGCUGUUUCCCGCCAUCACAAAUCCACGGCGAGUCUUUGCGUAGUGUGCGCGCUAGUCGCCUCUAGUGUUAAUUUGUGUUUUUGUGUCAAUAUUAAUUAGUGAAAAUUCUAAAAAUUGCGUGACAGUACAAGAUAUGUCUUAUUUUGCCACUAGUGAGGAUAAAGUGGUUGUAGAAGAAUAUCAGGAAGAGGAAUCUGAGAUUUUACACAUCGGCAGAGCGCAUCAGGCGCGAGAUCGCCAACAGCAACGAGAGGCGUCGAAUGCAGAGUAUCAACGCAGGAUUUCAAUCGUUGAGAACUCUUUUACCGCACCAUGAAGGCGAAAAACUUAGCAAGGCCGCGAUUCUGCAACAGACUGCUGAAUAUAUUUACUCCCUGGAACAAGAAAAAACCCGUUUGCUAUCACAGAACUGCCAACUAAAACGCCUGGUCAACCAGCAUGAGGGAGGUGAUCUACCAGCCAAGAAGCGUCGCAUGCACAUCCUGUCUCAUCAUCAGAGUGCCAAUCAACAAAAUGGAAUUGAUGACACAGAAACCACACUUUUAGGAUUAUCAUCCCCCGAACCUGAAGAGGUGCGAGCACAACUGGAGCAGGAAAGAAGGAUGCGGGCGGUGCUCGAAGAUCGUGUACGGGAGCUCGAAGCACGCGUUUAUUCUACACUUCAACAAGGCACUGCUCCACAGACUGGUGGCUAUAUACAUAGAGUCGACGUCAUUGAACACACCAAUAAUGUAACGAUGCAAGAGCCAAAAACAGUCCAGAGACUUGAAGACGAAAUGAUUUUGGUACCGGCAGAGAGCCUGCCUCAGGUUGCACUUACACAGACUGUUGUCACAUUACCAAUGAGGUCGCCCAGCCCUACAACGUGCAUUGUGAAGGAAGAACCACGACCACCCACACCAAUUUUACACGAUCAUAUACUGACAGAAGCAGUCAAUGUAAGUAUCAAAGCUGAGAAAAUAGCUGAAAACCAAACAAUAAUGACCUUAUCGGCACCGUUGUCGAUGAGUUGUACCGAUGACGAUAUCAUUGAAGAGGAUAAAAAUUCGAGUGCGACAUCUCAGCAAACGCGACCAUACCUCUCCGGAAAUAAGACACGACAGAAUCUUGAAACAAUUGUAGAAGCUAUCCGUCAUUUAGAAGGUGAUCACAUGUUUGAUGAUAGAUCACUGCUAACUCAUACGACGUCUGUGCCAGCUAUACCGACACAAGAUGCCCCCUUGGCACUUACUACUACGCCAAAACAACAUCCAACGCAUUUGAUUUUGCGACCGAAUAUUAGCACGAGUUCAAUCGCCACAGGUAAUACCACAUAUGCACAUUUUCAAAGACAGCAGCAGUGUCGACCCGGUGUUAUAGUCGUCAAACAGCAAUCGUGAUUUGUUUAAAUAGAAUUCGCAACUAAGAUAAAUUAUAUUUACCUGCUUAAAUGUAGUCUUGAUCAAUUAUCAUAAAAAUGAACUGAUAUACAUACAUAUAAAAUAUUUAGAAGACUACACGUCAUUAUAUACUAUGUAUACGCAAACAUUUUAUCUCGGCACUUGAACCUUAUUUAAUUAUGACAAAUCUAAAAUUUAAAUAUUAGUCAAGAGGUCUAUUACA